UUUGACAUCGUUUUGACACUUACGUGCCUCCAUAUAUCAGUGUCAUCCGCAUUUAUUUACUUUUUACGAGAAUUUUGUAAUAAAAAUGAAAAAUUUAGCAGAAGACAAAAAAUUCAAAUGGUCGUUAAAGCCAUCAGCUAGUCUCAGAGACAAGUCAUCGGAAACAGCGUCACCGCCCGGUUACAAUCCAUCAAUUCAUGGUGGAGUGGUGGAAACUGAAGCUACAAAUAAAAAUUCCGAACAGACGCAUCUCAUCAUUAAGAAAUCGUGGGAUGUCGCCAUCGGCCCAUUGAAACAAAUUCCGAUGAACCUACUACUGAUGUACAUGUCCGGUUCAACGAUUUCGAUUUUCCCGAUUAUGAUGAUUGGAAUGAUGUUAAUGAAACCGUUAUCGGCCAUCACAACGACACACACCACAUUCAAAACGUUUGAGCAAUCCGGCACCGGAACGAUCGGACAGAAAAUCGUUUUCGUUUUGGGGCACAUUGCAUGCGUUGGAUUAGCUUUGUACAAGUGUCACAGCAUGGGAUUGCUGCCGUCACAUGCGUCGGAUUGGUUGGCAUUUGCUGAACCACAAAUAAGGACUGAGUACUCCGGUGGUGGAUUGGUUCUUUUGUAGAAAUGGUUGGUGUCCACUUGAUCAUUCUUUUGUUUUGUGGUCCGAUUUGGUCGACAUUUUUUUUUCCUAAUUUAAUGUUUUGUUGUGGAAUAAUAAUAAUAAAAAAUAUGGAACCCACA
Molecule: messenger RNA, 738 nt
Organism: Bradysia coprophila
Lineage: Eukaryota; Metazoa; Arthropoda; Insecta; Diptera; Sciaridae
Gene: EMC4
Product: ER membrane protein complex subunit 4
Source: RefSeq, a predicted model, not a curated record